Molecule: messenger RNA, 2199 nt
Organism: Leptopilina heterotoma
Lineage: Eukaryota; Metazoa; Arthropoda; Insecta; Hymenoptera; Figitidae
Exons: 3
Coding region: 175-555 (126 amino acids)
Source: RefSeq, a predicted model, not a curated record
ACACCCCCUGGUGCGCGUCGUGGUCGCCUUCCUCCAUCAGAGCGUUGUCCUUUUGCCCAUAAAAAUCGAUCCUCCUUUUUUCAACCCUCCGUGUCGGUGCAGGUCGACUCCCAACGAAUUUCACAUUCGCGAGAACAGGUGCACCAAGUUCAAAUAUUAUAAAACGCGGGAGACAUGCUCAAAAAAGUCCUUUCUAAGUCCGGCCGGAGGAUUUUACGGAAACUGUGGAGAGCUUUUCAUUCCACGUUGUUUGCAAUUAAGAAGCUCUCAACAUCGGGCGGACUUGCUAAAAAGUCAAGACCCCUAACACCGGAGAUAGAUCCUUGGCGCUUAGUUAUAUCAGACCUUGAGGAGGUAGAGAGUUUGGAAUCGUUAUCCUUGUCUGGUUCGUUGCCUUCCCUCGAUAGGAAGAGCAUCAACACCUACGUCACGUACGUAGCUGAAGGAUUUGAUUCACUUAACUCCCGAGGUGAAAGCACGAGUCCCUGUUCCUAUUGCACCGAACACGAAGAAAAUCAAAGGAACGAAAAUCUCGAGAACGAAAUGAUCAACUAACGGCUAGAAACAAAUAAUAGGGAUAAUUUCAUUGGCCUUGUUUUGUCUUUAGAUACUUAUAUAUUUAUCACCGAAUUUCAGGAGGCGUUCAAAUUGUAACGAACAAAGGAAGCAGGGUCCUAAUUUUUUACUAUGUAUAAAAUGUUGUAUAAAGAGAGAGAGAGAGAGAGGGGGGGGGGGGGGAGGAAAAAAUGUCACUAAAAACUAAAUUAAGAGGAAAAUAUUUAUUUAGAUAGAAUUUCUAAGAAAUAUUCAAUGUAUAUUUAUUUUUAUAAAGGAUUUGAUUAACCUCUUUUUUUAUUCAGACUAAUUUAAUAAAUUGUAAAAUAACAUUGAUUAGGAGGACAUGCUUUUCUGGCAAGUUUGCCAUGCAGUCGUUCGACAAGCAAGCAUACAAAUUAUUUAUCCCUUAUAAGUAAUAUAAGAAAAGUAUAUUUUUUCCAAUAUACAUAACAAUUCUUGUCUAUCCCAAUUCUAAUGUUGUAGCAGCUGGUACCAUGUUGCAAACUUUCGACUGAUUGGGAAGAAUAAUAGUGAUAAGAUACAAAAUUUACAGUUUUAAAAUAAGUAUUAAUUUUAUUAAAAUUUCAAUAGAAUUUUCCGAUGCGUUUGCGAUAGAAUUCAAGUGAAGUUAAAGUCCGAAAGGAAAUUUUUACUGAAAUUAGAAUCCUAUUUAAAUUCUAUCGGAAAUAAUCGAAAGUCUAUCCGAAUUUCGUCAGGAGGUUCGUUACGUAACUCAUUCCAGAUUCCACGUUCCGUGUUUUACAUUCCACAAUACGAUCCCACUAUUUAACAUUCCGCUUUACACAUUAGAGCUCAUAUCACUUUCUACAAUCCGAAUUCUACAUUCCAUAAUCCUAAUUUCAUAUUCAAAUUCAGUAUUACACAUUCUGCAUUUCACUGUUUACACAAUCCGGAUUUCACGUUCCACAAUCCGGAUCCCACAUUCCACAUUGUCAAUUUUAUUACAGCAAUACUGUAUGGCUGUUCCAUAUCCACCAAUAUAAUAUGUGAAAUUUGGCCAUAUUUAUGGCAGUACCAUAAAUAUUUUUUUUUCAGUGUGGAAUGUCAAGUCCUGAAUUUGAAAUCUAUAAGUAUAUUAAUAUGAAUACUGAAUUUGUAAUGUGGAAUCCGGGAUAAGUUAUGAAAUCGACCUCCAGAUACCAGAUUCUUAUUUUUGGAUUUCAAUUUUUUCGAAUUUCUAAUCUAAAAUUUAUCAAGUUCCGAAUGUGGGAACGGAAUACGGAAUCGAAAAUGCGAAAUCCUGAUCAAUAUUCCGUAUUACAUAUUUCGAAACCAAGUGGAAAACUAAACUGGAAUACGGAUAAGCUUGCGGCAAUCUUACCAGGCAAUAUUGCAGCGAGUUUUCCGUGUAAUAUUUCCGCAAGCUUGCUGCAAUAUUACUAGGUAUAUUAUUAUUUUCUUAUUAUUAUAAAAUUGAAAUUAGGAAAGUACAUUUUACGACUUUUCGCUGUUAUAAAUUUUGAGAUUAAUAUAUAUAUAUAUUCGUGUACUUUAGCACUGCUUUUGAAGUUAUAAGGGGCCGUACACAUAAUACGUCACGCGAUUUUUGACCAUUUUUAACCCCUCCCUCCCCCUAUGUCACACUUCGUCACAAAUCUUGAACCCCUCCCCCUCCCCCUA